This is a messenger RNA of Brachypodium distachyon (stiff brome), 447 nucleotides long. RefSeq names its product U-box domain-containing protein 34-like. The transcript has 2 exons. The record is from RefSeq and is a predicted model, not a curated record. Gene Ontology annotation, molecular function: ubiquitin-protein transferase activity. Gene Ontology annotation, biological process: protein ubiquitination. Lineage: Eukaryota; Viridiplantae; Streptophyta; Magnoliopsida; Poales; Poaceae. The coding region runs from base 40 to 447 and encodes 135 amino acids.
UAGGUGUCGGCCCAAGGAAUACCAGGGUAUCCCGAGUCCAUGGAGUGCGGGCCACUCGCAGAGGCAGAGAUGCUGGCGAAGCUCGGGUUGCAAUGCACGGCCCUGAAAUGCAGAGACCGGCCUGAUCUUGACUCGGAGGUGCUGCCGAAGCUGGAGGAGAUUCUGCGUAGGAUUUCUUGUAAGGCGGAUAUGAGGAAUCCGAAGCCGUGUGCACCAGCCCACUUCAUCUGCCCCAUAACAAAGGAGGUGAUGGAUGAUCCGUAUGUGGUUGCCGAUGGACAUACCUACGAGCGCCAUGCCAUCGAAGCUUGGCUCAGGAAGUACAUGACAUCGCCGCUCACGAGGCGCAAGCUUCCUAAUUUGUCGAUAAUCCCAAAUCAUUCGCUGCGUGCGGCGAUACAACAGUGGAAGAAUUCGUCUCGGACAAAGGCUUGGAACGGGCAAUGA